UUCACUCGCACUCGCAACAUCAAUGACAAACGGGCCCGAUAAUUCAUGCAUCUAAUCAGAGUGCAUUGAUUCCGUUCUAAACAUGCCGGUGGUGGAUCUAAAAGUGGAUCGGAGCCUGAGAAUCGGAGGAAAGAGCAAUGAUUAGCAGCGUCGCUGCCUGCAAGCGCAUCCACAGCAUCGAGGUCGAGCAACUACAGGACUCUGAGGAGGUGCAGCAUAGUUUUCUGCUGAUCAAGGGCCGGCUGCAGCCCAAGUGCGCCGCGGCCAAGCAGCUAAAGGCGACCCUCGAGUUGUGCGACGAGCAGUCGCAGUCGCAGUCGGCGUCGCAGUUGCAGUUGCAACCGCAGUCUCAGUCGCUGGAACAGCUGACUCAAUUAUCCAGCGCCGGAGAGUUCAAGCUCCUCUUUGACUUGCACGUUCAACAGGACAAGGAGGAGAAGAAGGAGGAGGUGCCGGCAGUGACGUCGAGAGCCUGCCGCCUGCAGCUGCGCUCUUGCAGCGGCUCAAGGCUGAUACGAUUCACCUACAAGCCACGCAGCAGCCACUACCGAGUGCAGCCGCUGUACAUAGUGAGCCAGGACGAAAAGGAGGAGGACGCUAGUGCUUCACGCUGCUCACUCAUCGAUCUCAAUCUGCGACUCGUGCAGUGCAUAUACGCGCAUAAGUUGCACGCCGCAGGCUUUGCCAAUCGCACAUUUACGCUCAACGGACCCUGCCGACGCUUCUGCAGCCAACUGACCACCGAAGAGACGCUUGCCAAGAGCGAGGACGAGCUGUGGCAGCACUUUGCUGGCGAAAUACUCGCCUGUGAGCAGUGGGGCCAGCAGCUGCACUUGAAGUUCGUUGCAUUUGUGGCCUGCACGCGGUACGACGGCGCAGCAGUAGCGGCCAGCGGGGAUCAUUCCUACGCGAACAUCCGACGUCACCUGCGCGGCCACGCCGCAUUGGGAGGCGGCGGAUUGGCAUUGUUUGGCAGCGCACACUUCUACGCGUGGCCGCGCACCUUCACGGAGAUCGGCGACUGUGUGCGCAGCGCGGAGCGUGUGGAUGUUGCACGGCUGCCGGACGAGAGCAACUAUCGACGCACCUACGGCGGCGUCUAUGCCAGCACUCUGGGCGCCGUCUGUCACGAGCUGGGCCACUGCUUUGAUCUCGGCCACACGCUGGACGGUGUAAUGGGCCACGGGUUUGACUAUCUCAAUCGCGUACUCACCGUUGACCAGGCCACCGAGCAUUUGCCGCAGCGCAUCGUCGAUCAGUCGUCCUCAGCAGCAGCAGCAGCAGCAGCAGCAGCAGGAGCAGGAGCAGCCGCAACAGCCGCCGAGCCACUGAAACAAACGCAGCGGAAGACCGCUGAGGAACAGAAUGUGGAGGACAGCUGGGAGUGCUGGGACGACACUGGCGAUGGAUCGGAUGGACAGGGAGAUGCCGCGGCAAACACGGGACCGGGACUCGUGGACAUAGCACUGGGCAACGGCGAUGUGUCCCGCCUGAACGCUCGCAUCGCAGAGCUGGAGCAGCACAAUGGACAGCUGAACGCCUCGCUGGAGGAGCUGGACGCUCAGCAUGAGGUGGCCAUGCAGGAUGUGCUGGUGCGCAAGAAGCAGCUGCAGCUGCAGGUGGAAGAGCUGCGGCAGCUGCAGGCGGAUCGCAUGGUCGAGCACGAAAUGGCCAUUGCGCGGCAGCAGAAGCAGCUGGAGGAGCGCAGCAGGGCGGAGAGCUCGCUGGCUGCGGCCAGGGAGGAGCUGCAGCAGCAGCUGGAGCAGCAGGCGCUGGAGCUGAAGCGCGGUGUGCUGGAGCUGGCCGAGAUGCAGGAGCUGCUGGAGAAGCGUGGCGCGGACAACAACGAGCUGAUCGAUCGCGUUCGCCUGGCCGAGGCGGAGCGGGAGAAGCUGCUCAAGGAGCUCGAUGAGCUCAAGCUGGCCAAGGAGAAGAAAACCUCCGAGUCGUCCUCGAACAGCUCCUCCACCUCCACGAAGCACAGCGAGGAUGAGUUCAUUGUGGUGCGACAGGCAGAUGCCGCUUCCGGCUGUGGCUCUGGCUCCGGCUCCGAUCCCGACCCCGAUUCGGAUCCCACGCCGCCGUCCAAGGAGAAGCUGCGCGACAGGCUCGUCCAGCUGGAGUCGCGCAUCGCGGAGCUCAGUCUGGCCAAUGGCCAGCUGCAGGAUGCUCAGCUGGAGAAGGAGCUCUCCGCCAGCCUGCUGAGCGACCAGCUCGCCGAGCUGGAGUCCCGCCUCCGCAUCAGCGAGGCCGAGAAGGAGCAGCUGCAGCUGGACGUGCAGUUCAAGCUGCAGCAGCUCACCAUGCAGAAUCAGGUGCUGAAGCUGAACGCUGAGGCCGAGCAGGAGACGCAUUCGCACGACUUUGAGCAGCAGCUGGAUGCCCUGCGCGCCGACAAUCGGCGUCUGCGGCAGGAGCUGGACGCCAGCAUAGCCCAGGCCAAGUUCCGGCAGGCCAUUGCCGAGGAGAAGCAGGAGAUAACCGACCUGGACGAUGCCGAGGAUGAUCUGGAGAAGCUCCGCUCUCUGCUGCAGGCCCAGAUCGAGGAUCGCCUCGCCACAGCCGCACCGCAGCACGGCCUGGAGCGAGCCUAUCGUGUCCUGAGUGAGCGCUGGCAGCGCCUCGACGCCGCCGAGCAGCGGCUGGGCGAGCUGCAGGAACAGAAGCGGAUCAGCGAGCACGAAAAGAAGACCCUGGAGGCAGACAUCUCGCAGUACAUUCUGCAGUGUGACGAGCUGAUGAAGAACAACGAGCUGCUGCUCAACGAACUGGACAAGUUCAAGCGCAACAAGCUGGAGACCAUCGAGGAGCACCACGAGGAGACCAUCGUGCAGCUGGAGGGUCAGCUGGAGGAGGCCAGACAGCGCCUUGAGAUGGCGCACGAAGCGCAGCAGCGGCUUCAAUCGCAGCUGGAUGCGGUGCAGAACGACAGGAAGGAGCUCAAAGAGUGCCAGAGCAGGCUGGCCCAGAAGGACUCACUGCUGGAGGAGGCACGGCAGCAGGUCGAGGAGCUCCAGUCCCAGCUGGCAACGCUUCAAGAUCAGCUUCAGGCCAGGGAUGACCAGUUGGAGCAGCUCCAGGAGCAGAUGCAGGCCAGGGACGAGCAGCUAAGCACAAUCCAGCAGCUGGGAGAGCGGGAGAAUGAGCAGAUCAUCGAUCUGGAGAGGCUCAAAGAACAGCUCCAGGCCAAGGACGAGCAGCUGGCGCAGCUGGAGCAGCAGGCCACGGAUCUUGAGCAGCUGAAAGAACAGCUGAGCAGCCUGCGGCUGAGCGCGGAUCAGUGGAAGAGUCAGCUACAGCAGAGCAACGACAGCCACGCCAAGGAGAAGGGCGACCUGAUCCAGGCGCUUCAGCAGAAGCAUGCGGAGAACACUCAGUACUAUGGAGAGAUCCAGCGGCUGCAGCCCUUCGAGCAGCAGGUCGGUGGGCUCGUUCGCGAGCGCGAGAAGCUCGAGGAGCAGUUGCGGCGUGUGCAGGAGCUCAGGGAGAAGUCCGACAUGCGCGUUGCGAGCCUGCUGGCGGAGCAGAGCAGUCAGGCGCAGGCGUCCCAGGAGGCACUGGAGCAGCAGGCGAGCAUUCAGCGCGACUUGGAGCGGCUUCGUGCCCAUCUGCUCGAGGUGGAGGAGCUGCACACCCAGGAGACGGUGGAGUUGCAGCGCGAACUGGACGAGUCGCGCACCAAGCAGUCGGUCCUGCAGCAUGAAGUAUCCAAGUCCAGUACAGCCUACACAUCAGCGAGCAUUCGGGCGAACCAACAGGCGGAGACGCUGCAGGCACAGCAUGCCCUGCUGCAGCAGCAACGUGACGACUUGCUGGCCAAACUGGGGCAGUGCGAGGAUCGUGAGAUGAAGCAGCAGGCGGCACUGACCAAUCUGCAGUGUGCCCUGGAGCAGUUUCAGAAUGACAAGGAGCACGACAUUGAGAUGGCCACGCAGCGCAUCCGUCGCGAGAUGCAGGCUCACGUGGACAGGCAGGAUCAGCUGCAGGCGGAGAUGGAGGCCAUGCAGCAGCAGUUGGCGGAGGCCAAUCAGGGAUUGCGGGCGGCGGCGCGCCUCUCCGAUCAGCUGGAGGCGGGACAGCAGACGAUCGCCGUGCUCCGGGAUGAAGUGGAGAGCCUGAAGGAGGCGAACGAUCAGCUGGAGCAGAGGCUCAACAGCAGCGAGAGCAGCCAGACGGACAAGAUCGACAAGAGCCUGAUCAAGAGCCUGCUGAUAGGGUAUGUGGUGAGCGGUCAUGCAGGGGACAAGCAGCAGGUGCUGCGUCUGAUAUCCUCCGUGCUGGACUUCACCGCCCAGGAGUCCGACAAGGUGGGCCUAAAUAAGCAGCAAAGCAGCUGGCUGGGAGCCAUACUUGGCGGAGGACCAGCCUCGGGCAGCUCAGCCCCUGGUCGCGGGAAUGAGAAUCUGGUGCAGGCAUUCGUGCAGUUCCUCGAGCAGGAGUCACAGCCAGAGACAGCGACGCAAAUGAGACCGAACCUUCUCAGCAUGACUGGCCAGGUGGAUGCGACGACGGCGACGACGACGACGACGACACCGCCACCGCCGCACCCACAGACUGGGCAAGGGCAGGGGCAUGCUGCCUCAGCAGCGUCCGCGGGCCAAGACCAUGGAUCAGCGCCGCCACCAUCUCCGCCUGCAACCGGCCCUGCACACUCGCUGUCCAUGAGCUCCAAUGAGUUUGCACCCUCACGCAACUCCAGUUCGAUAUUGAAGGAUAUUCUCAGCGACUCCUGAUUCCUGUAGAAGGCCAAACCAAAUGGCUCGACCCUCCUACUCCACUUCGCCUCUGUUUUUGAAUAAUUUUAAAACGUAUAAUCGUGUAAUCGUGGUUUUGUGAAUUUAGUCUUUGAGAUUUAACCCUGCAGAAGAAAAGAAAACGCAGAAAACCGCCAAAGAAAACAGACAAUAUUCAACAUUUUGCUCGACCUCAAUCCCAUCCCCUCAACUCUGCACCAUCUGCACUUCCUUGAGGAAUUGUUGCCGAAAAAGAUGAAAUUUCAUCAUCUCGAAUGUCGCGACUACUAAAAAUACCAUCUUGAGACUUGUUAGGCAUAUUGUUGAUCAAGACCACAAACACUUUUGGAUAUCAAAUCAAUGAGGAAUCCUAAUAACUUAAAAAAUAACCUUGAGAUUUGAAUUACAUAUUCAAGUAGAAGAAUAAAUGGCAAUAUCUGGAACUUCAAUCUUUUGAAACAAAAUUGUAAAUGAUAAAUUGAAAGAAUGAAGUGAAGGAGGAAAAAGAAAGAUUGAAAAUGAUCAGAUAACAAAAAAGAUGGCAUUGAGGUCGAGCAAAAUGUUGAAUAUUUUCUGUUUUCUUUGGCGGUUUGCUUUGUUUUCUUUUCUUCUGCAUAUUUAAAAUGAAUGCGUGAAAUCUGUAACCCAACCAAACGAACAUGUAUCCAUGUUUAUAGCGACACACAUACAUACACAUAUGUAUCUCCGUAUAUGUGACAUAUAUAUAGAAAAAUAUAUACUUAUAGUUACAUCAGUCCUUCCCCCCUAUUGUGCAAUGUCUGUGUAGAUGUGCAGCAUGAGAAACUUGUAAAUAUGUAAUAACCAACAUGAAUAUGCCCUGGCAGCAUGCCAUGGACAAGCCUUCGCAGGGGCCUUGCUCACCAGUAGCCUAGCCGCCAAUCAAUAAACGAAUCAACAACAAACAA
Drosophila subobscura is the source of this 5659-nucleotide messenger RNA. Its product is annotated as thyroid receptor-interacting protein 11-like. The transcript is spliced from 8 exons. The record is from RefSeq and is a predicted model, not a curated record. Gene Ontology annotation, biological process: Golgi organization; endoplasmic reticulum to Golgi vesicle-mediated transport. Gene Ontology annotation, cellular component: Golgi apparatus. Gene Ontology annotation, molecular function: small GTPase binding. The coding region runs from base 138 to 4733 and encodes 1531 amino acids. NCBI's taxonomy places the organism in Eukaryota, Metazoa, Arthropoda, Insecta, Diptera, Drosophilidae.